Messenger RNA from Serpula lacrymans var. lacrymans S7.9, 2480 nucleotides. RefSeq lists its product as uncharacterized. Gene Ontology annotation, cellular component: cytoplasm. Gene Ontology annotation, biological process: cytoplasmic translation. The transcript is spliced from 23 exons. Gene Ontology annotation, molecular function: GTP binding; GTPase activity. Bases 81 to 1190 code for a protein of 369 amino acids. Lineage: Eukaryota; Fungi; Basidiomycota; Agaricomycetes; Boletales; Serpulaceae. The record is from RefSeq and is a predicted model, not a curated record.
GAGGAAUUGGCAUUGACCAAAGCGAAACUGCGAAAUCCUGAUAUCAACAUUUAUUACCGACCUUCUGGCAAUCCAACAAGAUGACCACUGUCCAAAAGAUAAAGGAAAUCGAAGAUGAGAUGGCUAAAACUCAAAAAAAUAAGGCCACGAGUUAUCACUUGGGACAGCUCAAAGCCAAGCUCGCCAAGCUAAGAAGAGACCUCAUUUCUCCUCCUACCAGUGGAGGAGGCGGAGGAGGCGGCCUUGGUUUCGAUGUCGCACGAACAGGGGUAGCAUCUGUCGGUUUCGUCGGUUUUCCAUCCGUAGGGAAGUCUACACUGAUGUCAAAGCUCACCGGCACGCAUUCUGAGGUAUCUGAAAUCGAUUUCACAACCCUCACAACGGUUCCUGGGACAGUCAAAGUGCAUGGUGCACCAAUACAAAUUCUUGACCUGCCUGGUAUCAUUGAGGGUGCCAACGAUGGGCGAGGUAGAGGUCGCCAAGUCAUUGCUGUUGCUCGCACAUGCAACCUCAUAUUCAUCGUUCUUGACGUGUUGAAGCCACUAGGGGAUAAAACGAUCAUUGAAAGAGAACUAGAAGGGUUUGGGAUCAGGCUCAACAAAAAGCCUCCAGCUAUUCUCGUGCGCAAGAAGGAUAAGGGUGGAAUUGCCAUAACAAACACCGUCCCUCUGACCAACAUCGAUCAAGACGAGAUCAAGGCUAUUUUGAGCGAGUAUAAGAUUAGCAAUGCAGAUGUCGCGAUACGGGAAGCCAAUGCUACCGCGGAUGAUUUGGUGGACGUCAUAGAAGGAAAUCGGGUCUAUAUCCCUGCGUUAUAUGUCUUGAAUAAAAUCGAUGCAAUAUCAAUAGAAGAAUUAGAUCUUCUAUACAAAAUUCCUUACAGUGUUCCCAUUUCCUCGCGAGAAUGGCUUAAUGUUGACGAAUUAAUCGAAAGCAUGUGGCAAUCACUGGAUCUUGUUCGCGUUUAUACGAAGCCACGUGGAUUAUCACCAGAUUACUCUGCCCCAGUCGUACUGAGAAGAGGUCGGUGCACGAUAGAGGAUUUCUGUAACUCGAUUCACAAGGAAAUCGCCAAACAAAUGAAAUACGCCGUUGUUUGGGGUGCUAGCGCGAAGCAUGCUCGCGGUCAAAAAGUAGGGCUGGAACAUGUGCUCGAGGACGAAGAUGUUGUGCACAUAUCAAAGAAGUAGUCUCUCAAGCUGUAUUCCAUGUAUCUAGGGUAUCAGAAUCUCAUCAGGGUGGUAACCCUCUUCUACUCUUGCGUUAGAUAUAUAGCGCUCAAGCGCAGAAACGCCCACACCAGUCCUAUAGCACAGUAUAUGCUGGUCAGCAUAAGUGGUAGGAAAGUUAGCGACUCGAAGCUUCGUGAGAGCAAUGGAAGCAAAGUUAAGACGGCAUGAAGGAGCAAGAAACCACCGAGGUAGGUUUUCUCGAACAUGUCAAGAAUGACCCAGGGCAAGGAGGCUGGGAAUUCGUAUGUGUGAUUGUUCAAUGGUAGAAGAGUAAAGAAGCCCCAAAGGAGUGCAUAGCUCAGCUUGACAAAUGCCUCUGCUGGUGUGAAAAGAAGGGGAAACAAAGAAUAGACACCGGCGACACUUGCGAUGACGAAGGUUCUACAGUAAGCAUGACUUGACGUCGCUAGCAGACUUAAAGGAACAAGAAUGAGCAGUACGGCCUUCUCGUGUACAUGCCAUCCAAACAUAAAGGACGUAUAACCGCACAAAGUGAGGGAAGCCAGGAACGAUUUGUACGUGGGUGUCUUCCACAAUUUGGCAAGGAAUAUCGAUUGGAAUAAUAUCGUUAUCAAGAAAGUGUGCGCUGGCUUUAUAUCUGGAAGUAUAGCAAAUACUGUAUCUCCGACGAGGCCCCUAGAGGUUGAGGAGAUACCCGACUCAUUGAUGACAACAUUGAUACCUGAGCCCUUCACGUAUCUCAAUAGGACACGAUCAGCUGCUGUGAACAGUGCCCAGACGUUUGGAGCCCAGUAUGCAUGAUUCAAACCCCUCGUGAAAGGAAAUAAUCGAGAGAGAAGCUGUGGAAGCUGGCCCAUGAGAAUGAAAGGGCCGAGAGACACAACGCACACAACGAUGACAGUGUUCGCUAGUGAGAUGAACCGAGCUGGCAGUAAUUCACCCGUUGGAGACAUACAGUGGGAUCUCAGGAGAUAGAUGAAAUAAGCAGGUGCAAGAUACAUAUAUAUGUGUUUGAAGUUCAGGAGGACGGCGAAGAAAAAGCCACCAGCUAGUUUGUUACUUGACGAAUUUGAUAUAUCGACCAUAGUAAAAUGCCGAACAUGAAGCCAUUGUACUGGAAAUGUAUAUGAUCGACGAUAAGAAACCCGGGAUGGAAAAACAGGGAGGCUGAUAUGAUACGUUGUACAGAGAUAUUUUCUGUUCCCCGGACAAACCUGAGGAGGGCUAUUCCAAGUACGAGUUCUGUCAAAAUCACAGUGGUUCUCUGGUAUACGACAGCGGACCAUG